GUACCGCUACUUUUACGUAAUAAACUGGUGGACCAUUUGAGGAUGGGUCCAAAAGCGUUUUGGUUCCACACUCAAAGGUGGUCCACCUUUUCGUGCGGUGAACUGUAUCCUUUAUGCUGCUGUGUGAUGCGAUGUUAUUGGCGGGUAUAGGACCUCUUUUGUGGUACCACUCUGCCGCCGCUUUGAUCUUACGGAGGACUAGUGGCUUUAUGCCCUACCCUUGUUCCUACCGUCGAUAUUCACGCUUUGACAAUAAAGGAGGUGUGGGCAUGGCCAACUGCAUAAUCGCGUGCUGCACACGUGCAUGUUUAACCCAGCCUUUAAAAGGCCUUUCUCGUGCUCCACGGAAAGCACAUACCUCGUCCUCUCCCAUCCACUUGUCUGCUCUCGAGCUAUCAUUCAUCGUAUCGACAGUAUCAUCCCCCGCCCAAUAAUCAUCCCUUAAGCAGCUCAAAUGGAGGUUCCCUUCCGUCAUCGCAAAUUCCGCACUAAGCUGUGCCGGAACUUCGUAAUUGGGAAGUGUGAAUAUGGUGAACGAUGUACUUUCAUCCACCCCCCUGUGGCACUUUCCCCUCCACAG
Messenger RNA from Pisolithus orientalis, 580 nucleotides. RefSeq lists its product as uncharacterized. NCBI's taxonomy places the organism in Eukaryota, Fungi, Basidiomycota, Agaricomycetes, Boletales, Pisolithaceae. Bases 114 to 434 code for a protein of 106 amino acids. The transcript is spliced from 3 exons. The record is from RefSeq and is a predicted model, not a curated record.